AUGAUCCGCGAACUUCAGACAAUUAGCCCCCAAAUUGACGGGCAGGCCCCAUCCGAAGGAUGUAAAUGGGGCCAAAUCAAGUCUGCGAUUGGUCCCUGCGUAGACCCAUGGAUAGAAUCAAUGACCGGCUUGCGGUUCUUGAGGCUCUUUGUCAGGGACCGCGGUCGCAAAAGGCGUCUAGCCCAUGGGCUGUCCCGUGUGGGUUGGAUUAGUGAUAAUGCGGAAUUGGCUUUUGCUCAAGGCAUCCUCACGCUGAACACGUGCAGCGUGGCCGACAGUACCAAGAAGGAUAGCGCGAGUGCAGAAGGCAAGUAUAUUCAUAAGAAUGGACCGAUGGAAAGAUCAAACACACCAAACAGAUCAAACGCUCCAAAGUACGCCCAAGUAGACCGGCCAUUCACUAGGUACCUCAGCAUGUACCUUUACCUCCAGUCAUCAACCCAAUCCACAGAACCUCGUUCCCAACAGACUCACAGCAAAACUUCAAUCCCCACUAGUUCUACGCAGAGUCCACCCUCGAUCUCUUCCUCCCAAGGUCAUCCUUGGAUUCCUGGAUUCAUUCCGAAACUUCCCUUCAAAAUAACGGGAAUCUUCAGACCUUCUUCCCACCACAACGUGCUUCCCCCCAUGCUACGUUUUCACCGGGCCGCGCCCCAUGUCUCGCGCGAAUAG
Messenger RNA from Aspergillus aculeatinus CBS 121060, 672 nucleotides. RefSeq lists its product as uncharacterized. The record is from RefSeq and is a predicted model, not a curated record. The coding region runs from base 1 to 672 and encodes 223 amino acids. NCBI's taxonomy places the organism in Eukaryota, Fungi, Ascomycota, Eurotiomycetes, Eurotiales, Aspergillaceae. The transcript is spliced from 6 exons.